UGUUCUAAGUGGACAAGUUAAUCCUCCAAUCAUUGAUCAUGUAUGUUAUGUAUAUAUUGGUACUUUUUAUACAACACCAAUUAAAAAGAAGGAAGCAUUUGGCAGCAAGCGAUGAGGAAAACUGUCAUUUUCUUGCUUGUUGUAGCUCUUGGCUUGGAAUCGUCAUCGUCGGAUCAUCAUCAGCCUUAUCGCACCGCUUUUCAUUUCCAACCUCCACAGAACUGGAUGAACGAUCCUAAUGGACCAAUGUACUACAAUGGAGUGUAUCACAACUUCUACCAACACAACCCAAAAGGCCCACUCUUUAGUAAUCAAAUGCAUUGGGCACAUUCUGUAUCAUAUGACUUGAUCAACUGGAUCCAUCUAGACCUCGCCAUUACGCCAACCGAACACUUUGACAUCAACAGUUGCUGGUCCGGUUCUGCCACAAUCCUCCCUGGAAACAAACCUGUUAUGUUAUACACAGGAAUUGACUCACAAUUCCGCCAAGUCCAGAACCUUGCUGUCCCCAAAGACUUAUCUGAUCCCUAUCUAAGAGAAUGGGUCAAGUACACAGGCAAUCCCAUCAUCAGCCUGCCCGAUGGGAUUCAACCGGAUGACUUCAGAGACCCAACUACCACCUGGAUUGCUGAAGACGGGAAAUGGAGAACCAUUGUGGGAAGUCAGAAAGAUAAGACAGGGAUUGCGUUUUUGUACCAUUCGGAUGACUUUAUUAAUUGGACUAGAUCAGAUUCGCCGCUUCAUAUGGUUGAAGACACUGGGAUAUGGGAAUGCCCUGAUUUCUUUCCAGUUUGGAUUGAUAGCACAAACGGGGUUGAUACAUCCGUUACCGCCUCGAAUGAGCAUGUAAUGUUUGUCUUGAAGAUGGGAUUACUUGAUCAUUCAAAAGACUACUACCUGAUUGGCAAUUACGAUUAUGAGAAAGAACUCUACGUUCCUCAAAAUGACUUGACGCUUAGUACUUUGAGAUAUGAUUAUGGGAAGUAUUAUGGUUCAAAGUCUUUUUUUGACCCUGUGAAAAACCGAAGGAUCUUGAUGGCUUGGGUCAACGAGUCUGAUUCUGAAGCGGAUACUAUUGCUAAAGGAUGGGCAGGAAUUCAAUCAUUUCCAAGAAGUAUUUGGCUCGACAAAGAUCAGAAGCAGCUCAUGCAAUGGCCUAUCGAGGAAAUUGAAAUGUUAUUCAAAAAUGAGGUUAGUUCUCACAAUAUGAAGCUUGAAGGUGGAUCAUUACAUGAAGUUCAGGGCAUUACAGCUUCUCAGGCUGAUGUGAGGAUUGCGUUCAACCUAACUAAUUUAGAAGAGGCCGAAAUACUGGGGGAAAAUUGGAUUGAUCCACAGGUUGUUUGUAGUGAAAAGGAUGCAUCAUACAGAGGCAAAUUUGGAGCUUUUGGACUGUUAGCUUUAGCUUCUCAUGACUUGACUGAGCAAACAGCAAUCUUCUUUAGAGUUUUCCAAAAUAACGGACGAUUUGUUGUGAUAAUGUGCAGUGAUCAGAGCCGGUCUUCUACAAAAAAUGGGAUCGACAAAAUGUCCUUUGGAGCCUUUGUGGACAUAAAUCCUCAACAAGAAGAAAUUUCACUGAGAACCUUGAUAGAUCACUCGAUUGUUGAGAGCUUUGGAGGGGGAGGAAAGACUUGCAUUACAGCCAGGGUUUAUCCAACCUUGGCCAUUGGAGAAGAAGCCAGGCUGUUUGCAUUCAACAAUGGAACGGAAAGUGUGGUGAUCUCCAAGCUGAGUGCUUGGAGUGUCAAGAAAGCUCAAAUGAACGUUGAAGAAACUAUAGGGUGUGCAGAUCAAUAACUUGAAGGGGAUGAUGUACCUAUGAAAUUCAUUUAUAUUGGAGCACUUAAACACGAUAUGGAGGCUCCAUGUUGAGAGCUUGCAUGCCACUACAAGCCCUAAUGGUAAAGUCCACCUUUUUAGUAACAAACUGAGUAUUACUUUACAUGAGCAAUAGCUUAGCAUCAUAUUUUAAUAAGGCUGAAUGCGCUGCUUCACGUGUUAUCGCUACGAUAUGCCAUUUAAGUAUAUGAUUCAAACACUUUUAUAUAUCAAUGGUUAAUUGCAGAAAA
Messenger RNA from Erigeron canadensis, 2072 nucleotides. Its product is annotated as fructan 6-exohydrolase-like. Gene Ontology annotation, biological process: carbohydrate metabolic process. The transcript has 7 exons. The coding region runs from base 112 to 1800 and encodes 562 amino acids. Gene Ontology annotation, molecular function: hydrolase activity, hydrolyzing O-glycosyl compounds. The record is from RefSeq and is a predicted model, not a curated record. NCBI's taxonomy places the organism in Eukaryota, Viridiplantae, Streptophyta, Magnoliopsida, Asterales, Asteraceae.